Penicillium cataractarum is the source of this 6423-nucleotide messenger RNA. RefSeq names its product polyketide synthase alb1 (gene pksP). The record is from RefSeq and is a predicted model, not a curated record. The coding region runs from base 1 to 6423 and encodes 2140 amino acids. The transcript has 5 exons. NCBI's taxonomy places the organism in Eukaryota, Fungi, Ascomycota, Eurotiomycetes, Eurotiales, Aspergillaceae. Gene Ontology annotation, biological process: fatty acid biosynthetic process. Gene Ontology annotation, molecular function: fatty acid synthase activity; phosphopantetheine binding; 3-oxoacyl-[acyl-carrier-protein] synthase activity.
AUGGAGAGCCCCAGCCGUGUGUAUCUCUUCGGAGACCAGACUGCGGAUUUCGACUCAGGCCUUCGCCGCUUGCUGCAAGCCAAAAAUGACUCGCUGCUGAUAGCCUUCUUUCAGAAGUGCUAUCAUGCCUUGCGCAAGGAAAUCAGCCAGCUGUCGCCAUCCCAGCGACAGUUGUUCCCGCGAUUCACGAGCAUUGUCGACCUCCUGGCCAGAUAUAGAGAAUUUGGACCCAAUCCAGCUCUAGAGAGCGCGUUGGCAACAAUCUAUCAGUUGGGGUGCUUCAUUGACUAUUAUGGAGAUCUUGGACAUCAGUAUCCGUCAAAGUCCGAGAGUAUCAUAGUUGGCCUAUGCACAGGCCAAUUGGCUUCCGCUGCGGUUAGCUCUUCUAAAACAGUUGGAGAACUGAUCCCAGCGGGCGUUGAGACGGUUGUUCUGGCCCUGAGACUCGGAGUUUGUGUCGUGAAAGUGCGCGAGCUUGUCGAGGAAAAUAGGCCCUCACAAAGCUGGUCUGUCCUUGUUUCUGGAAUGCGCCAGGAAGAGACUCAAAAGAUUAUCGCAAAAUUUGGUCGAGCAAAUGCUUUGCCUCGCGUUUCACUGCCCUAUAUUAGUGCUGUGAGCCCCAAUGGCCUGACUAUCAGUGGAACACCCAGUGUUCUGGGGCAAUUUGUCGAAACUUCGCUCCCAAAGGAGUCGAAGCCAGUGAGAGUUCCAAUUCACGGUCCCUACCACGCCAUCCACCUCUAUGAUGACAGAGACAUUAGCCGCAUCCUGCAAUCUUGGCCAAAGGAGAAGUUUGCGAACUACGUUCCUCUCAUCCCCGUGAUAUCGUGUGAGAGUGGCAAGCCAUUCAAUGCCAAGAAUCUUGAGGAUCUGCUGAGGCUGUCGCUUGAGGAAAUCUUACUCCGUCAACUUUGCUGGGACAAGGUUAUUGACUCGUGUGCAUCUGCUCUCAAGUUGACCACCUCGACAUGCACCUUGUAUCCCAUCUCCAGCACCGCAACUCAAAGCCUGUACGGUUCGCUGAAGAAGAUUGGAAUAUCAAAUCUGGAGGUUAACAGCACUAUUGGUGAUGUGAAGAAGGAUUCCGAGACUGCCAACAGCACCGGUCGUGCCGAGCAGUCUAAGAUUGCCAUUAUUGGUCUGUCUGGAAGAUUCCCCGAAGCUCAAGACACCGAAGCGUUCUGGGAUCUCUUGUACAAGGGACUCGAUGUUCACCGUGAAGUGCCUGUAGAGCGUUGGGAUGUUAAGGCCCAUGUUGAUAUGGAAGGGAAUACGAGGAACACGAGCAAAGUUCAAUACGGAUGCUGGAUCAAUGAGCCAGGCCUUUUUGACCCUCGCUUCUUCAACAUGUCUCCACGAGAGGCACUUCAAGCCGACCCUGCUCAGCGCCUUGCGCUUCUCACUGCCUAUGAGGCCUUUGAAAUGGCUGGCUUUAUUCCCGACAGCACCCCGUCUACGCAGAAGAACAGAGUUGGUGUUUUCUAUGGAAUGACCAGUGAUGACUACCGUGAAAUCAACAGUGGACAGGACAUUGAUACCUACUUUAUUCCUGGCGGUAACCGUGCUUUCACUCCAGGUCGCAUCAACUAUUAUUUCAAGUUUAGCGGACCUAGUGUGAGUGUUGAUACCGCUUGCUCCUCGAGCCUGGCUGCAAUCCACGUCGCGUGCAACUCACUUUGGAGAAAUGAAUGUGACUCUGCUGUCGCCGGCGGUGUCAAUAUUCUGACCAACCCGGACAAUCACGCUGGACUCGAUCGCGGUCACUUCCUCUCGCGCACUGGAAAUUGCAACACUUUUGACGAUGGCGCUGAUGGAUACUGCCGAGCAGACGGCAUUGGGUCCAUUGUCUUGAAGAGACUGGAAGACGCUCAAGCCGACAAUGAUCCCAUCUACGGCGUUAUCUCCGGGGCCUAUACCAACCACUCUGCUGAAGCAGUUUCUAUCACCCGACCUCAUGCCGGCGCCCAAGCAUUUAUCUUUGACAAGCUUCUCAACGAAAAUGAUUAUGACCCGAAGGAAAUCAGCUACAUCGAGAUGCACGGCACUGGAACCCAGGCCGGUGAUGCUGUCGAAAUGAAAUCUGUUUUGGAUGUCUUUGCUCCAGAUUAUCGCCGCGGGCCAAACCAGUCGCUUCAUCUUGGCUCCGCCAAAUCGAAUAUUGGCCACGGAGAAUCUGCUUCGGGCGUUUCAGCCUUGGUGAAGGUGUUGAUGAUGAUGCAGAAGAACAUGAUCCCUCCUCACUGUGGCAUCAAAUCUAAGAUCAAUCACAACUUCCCCACCGAUCUUGCGCAGCGCAACGUCCACAUUGCUCUCAAACCAACUCCGUGGAACCGACCAGAUGGUGGCAAGCGCAAGACCUUCAUCAACAACUUCUCAGCUGCUGGUGGAAACACCGCAUUGCUUAUGGAAGAUGGACCCCUGCGUGAGCGUACUGGAAAAGACUCCCGAACUGUAUACCCGGUGGCCGUCUCUGCGCGGUCCCAGUCUGCUCUGAAGAACAACAUUACCGCUCUUGUUCAGUACAUUGACAAGAACAAGAACUUGUUCAACGUCAACGAGUCCAAGCUUCUUGGUGACCUAUCAUAUACCACUACAGCGCGACGAAUCCACCACCCAUUCCGAGUCACUGCCACUGGUUCUACUCUGGAGGAGAUCCGCAAUGCAUUGAACUCGAGUGCAAGCCGCGACGGCUUUUCUCCAGUCUCCGCAGUUACGCCUGGGAUUGGUUUCGUCUUUACAGGCCAAGGCGCUCAGUACGCUGGAAUGGGCAAGGAACUGUUUGAAAACAAUUCCCAAUUCCAUACAAACAUUGAGCACUUGGACCGUAUUGGGCAGAGCCAGGGUUUCCCAUCCAUUAUUCCAUUGAUUGACGGAAGUGUGCCCAUUGAGGAAUUGAGUCCUGUUGUUACCCAAUUGGGAACCACUUGCCUGCAGAUGGCUCUCACCAAGUUCUGGGUCUCGCUGGGCGUGACCCCUACCUUUGUCCUGGGCCACAGCCUGGGCGAAUAUGCUGCACUAAAUGCCUCUGGUAUUCUUACGACCAGCGAUACAAUCUAUCUCGCCGGUCGUCGCGCCCAGAUGCUGACGGAGCAAUGCAAGGUGGGAACCCACGCUAUGUUGGCUGUUAAGUCGUCCGUCGCACAGAUUAAGGAGUUCCUUGACGGCGAUACCGCAGAGGUAGCCUGUAUCAAUGCGCCCAGCGAAACUGUCAUCAGCGGGGCCAUUGACACGAUCGACCAACUUGCAGAGAAGCUUUGCAAUGAAGGCUUCAAGGCGACCAAGCUGAAGGUUCCUUUCGCUUUCCACUCCGCCCAAGUCGAACCCAUCCUUGACGGCCUUGCAGGGAUUGCCAAGGGAGUUACCUUCCAUGAACCUACUAUCCCGUUCGUCUCUGCUCUGUUGGGUGAUGUCAUUGAUGGGGCAAACCCUGAAGUCAUUGGUCCUAGCUACUUGACUCGUCACUGCCGGGAGACUGUCAAUUUCCUUGCUGCCCUAGAAGCCACUCGUCAUGCUAAGCUCAUGAAUGACAAGACUCUAUGGGUCGAGGUUGGCUCGCACCCGGUCUGCUCUGGAAUGGUCAAGUCGACCUUCGGGCCACAGGCUACGACAGUCACAUCUCUUCGUCGCCAGGAAGAUACCUGGAAGGUGCUGUCGAACAGUCUUUCGGCCCUUUAUUUGGUGGGCCUUGAUCUCAACUGGAAGGAGUAUCACCAAGAUUUCAGUGCCGUGCACGAAGUCCUUGCUCUACCUGCGUACAAGUGGGACCUCAAGAACUAUUGGAUCCCGUACACCAAUAACUUCUGUCUGCUCAAGGGUGCUCCGGCUAAACCUGCAGGUGAGGCUGCGCCAGUCACGAAUUUCUUGACUUCCUCUGCCCAGAAGGUCUUGGAGACCAGCGGCGAUCAGACAUCUGCGACUGUUGUGAUUGAGAACGACAUUGCGGAUCCAGAGUUGAACCGUGUCAUUCAAGGUCACAAGGUCAAUGGAGCCGCGCUCUGCCCAUCGUCUCUCUAUGCAGAUAUUGCCCAGACCCUGGGAGAAUUCCUGGUUGAGAAGUACAAGCCGGAAUGGAAAAAUCGUGGCUUCAACGUCUGCGAUGUGGUGGUUCCCAAGCCUCUCAUUGCAAAGGGUGGCAAGCAGCUGUUCCGCGUCUCUGCUACUGCCAACUGGGCCGAUGAGAGUGCCAAAAUGCAGGUGUGGUCUGUUACCCUCGAGGGCAAGAAGAUUCUCGACCACGCAUCCUGCACAAUCAAGUUCUUCGAUACAAGCAUCGCUGAACUCGAGUGGAAGCGGAGUGCCUACCUCAUCAAGAGAAGCAUUGAACAUCUCAAAGAAAGCACAGAGACGGGUCAGGCCCACCGCAUGAAGCGCGGCAUGGUUUAUAAGCUGUUUAGUGCCCUGGUCGAGUAUGACGAGAACUACAAGUCCAUCCAGGAAGUCAUUCUCGAUAGCGAUCAGCACGAGGCUACUGCGUUGGUUAAGUUCCAGGCGCCUCCUGGUAACUUCCACCGUAACCCCUUCUGGAUUGACAGUAUCGGCCACUUGUCUGGUUUCAUUAUGAACGCAAGCGAUGCGACUGAUUCAAAGAAUCUAGUCUAUGUCAACCAUGGGUGGGACUCUAUGCGCUGCUUGAAGAAGUUCGAUCCCAACGUCACCUAUCGCACUUAUGUGCGUAUGCAGCCCUGGCAGAAUUCAAUCUAUGCUGGUGAUGUAUAUCUCUUUGAUGGAGAUGAUAUUGUGGCCGUUUACGGUGGUGUGCAGUUCCAAGCCUUGUCUAGAAAGAUUCUUGACACUGCUCUUCCUCCUGCCGGUGGCUCGGUCGCUAAGCCUGCCGCUGCUUCUAAGCCCAAACCCGCUCCUAUUGACGUGGAAAAGUCGCGAGCUCAUCGGCCCAAGGAACCUCCUGUGUCUUCACCCAAAUCUGCAGGACCUAGUAUCAUCAAGAAGGUCCUUACUAUUCUAGCUGAGGAAGUUGGGCUUUCGACGGGCGAGAUGACUGAUGAGCUGAACUUCGCUGAUUACGGAGUGGACUCUUUGCUUUCCUUGACUGUCACUGGUCGCUACCGUGAAGAGAUGGGACUUGACUUAGACUCCAACGUCUUUGUGGACCAACCCACGAUCAAAGACUUCAAGCAACUGCUGGUGCAGAUGAGUCCCCAGGAUAGCAGCAAUGAUGGAUCAAGCAGCGAGCCGGAUCUGUCGUCUGCAGCUUCAUCGACUGAUCUCUCGACUCCGAAUUCGAGCGGUCUACCCACUCCUGCUAAUGAGAAGUCUAUGACGCUCGGACAGAAUGAAAGUAUGAAGCAAAUUUGCAGCAUUCUGACAGAGGAAAUUGGCAUUGAACCUGAAGAGCUUCGGGGUGACGCUAAUCUUGGUGAGAUGGGUCUGGACUCUUUGAUGUCACUUACCGUCCUCGGCAAGAUCCGUGAGACUCUGGAUCUUGAGCUCUCUGGAGAGUUCUUCAUUGAGAACCAGACACUCGACGAAGUUGAGGUUGCCCUGGACUUGAAGCCCAGGGCUGUUGUCGCCUCUGAGCCUAUCAGAUUGCCCGAGGAGAUUCAGAUCGAAGUCCCGAAGGUUGCUCGCAGCUCGAUCCAACACCCACCUGCAACCUCGAUCCUCUUACAAGGAAACCCCAAGACUGCGACUCAAAAGCUGUUCCUAUUCCCUGAUGGAUCUGGAUCUGCAACCUCCUAUGCUACGAUCCCCGGUAUCUCCCCGGAUGUUUGCGUCUACGGGUUGAACUGCCCGUACAUGCGUACUCCCGAAAAGCUCAACUUCAGCCUAGACGAACUCACCUAUCCAUAUGUGGCUGAGAUUAGGCGCCGGCAACCUACUGGUCCAUACAACUUUGGUGGCUGGUCUGCCGGUGGUAUCUGUGCCUACGAUGCUGCCCGGCACCUUAUCUUUGAAGAAGGUGAGCGAGUUGAGCGCCUGCUCCUGCUCGACUCUCCGUUCCCAAUUGGCCUUGAGAAGCUUCCUCGCCGACUGUAUAGAUUCUUCGACUCUAUUGGUCUCUUUGGUGAAGGCAAGGCUCCUCCUCCCAAGUGGCUUCUCCCUCACUUCUUGGCCUUCAUCGACUCGCUGGAUGCCUACAAGGCGUCCCCCUUCCCAUUCGAUGAGAUCAAGCAUGCCGAAAAGAUUCCCAAGACUUUCCUGGUUUGGGCCAAGGAUGGAGUUUGCAAUCAGCCGAAUGACCCGCGCCCUGCACCCGCCGAGGAUGGAAGCCCUGACCCUCGGGAGAUGCAAUGGUUGCUGAACAACCGCACCAACCUGGGUCCCAAUGGAUGGGAUACACUUGUUGGCCCGAAGAAUGUCGGCGGCAUCACAGUCAUGGAAGGGGCUAACCACUUCACCAUGACUCGCGGCGAGAAGGCCAAGGAACUGGCAGCAUUCAUGGCGGGUGCCAUGAACUCUUCUUGA